CCCAUAGCUGGGUAUCAAAGAUGGACUGGGAUAUGCAGAAAGUUCUAGUGCCCAUAGUAGACACAGUCAUCAUAGUGAUUGGACUGCUGGGCCACUCGUUGGUAAUCUUCAUCUUGGUAAGGAGGCGGCGGAAGACAGCGUCUCGGACUUUUCAUGGGACUGAUACACUACUACUGGCCUUAAGCACAUCAGACAUGCUGUUGCUACUCUCUUUGCCGUUCCACACAGCUGCAAUCACGCUGGGCAAUUGGCCUUUCGGAAGCUUACUAUGCAAAGCAGUCAGCUUCCUAGGAGUGGCCUGUAACACCGUUAGUGUGUUCACGCUAGCUGCACUAGCGGUAACACGCUAUCUGACAGUGGUGCACCCAACCUGGGCAUACCGCUCCAGGAUGAAGCGCUGGCUUCAAGUCUUGGCAGUUCUGCUUUGGGCACCAGCUAUGGCGUUGGCUGCUCCACAAUUUGCUUUCCGCAACGUGGGCACGUACGCCGCAACACACUGCUUUGCCUUCCUCAGUGACAUCAGCCAGGUGGUCUACAGCACCGCCCUCUUCUUAUGCAGCUUCGUUCUGCCUCUACUGGUCAUCAUCCUCAUGUAUGCCAAACUCUACAGUUUCCUGCGUAGGACUAGCAUGCGGGGGCACGCUUUGCAGUUGCAGCGCUACCAGAAGCAGGUGACCCAAACCACAGCCUUGCUUGUUGUCGUGUUCACAGUCUGCUGGCUACCUUCCUAUAUCGUCAUGUUCUGCCGAAUCGGCCAGAGUGUCACCAGCACAAACAGGCUCCGCUCUCUAGCACUCUUGGCACGGUUAAUGGCCACGUCAUCGUCCAUGGUCAACCCACUGCUGUAUGCUUUCGUGUCACGGAAGUUCCGUCGGGAGCUGCUGGGCAAGGCGCGGUGUGCGGACUGCACGGCAGUACGCGGACUCGUGUGUUGUCCAGAGAGAAGCAGAGACAUUGUACAGCCCUUUAACCCUGCGGAGCUGGAAACCCCACAGCCAUAAUGGAAGCAAAAAGACAGUGACUUUGAAACCUCGAUCUGUGAUUAAGAUCGAAAGAACCUUGCGGGAUUUUUAAACCAGUAGCCGAC
Messenger RNA from Ictalurus furcatus (blue catfish), 1087 nucleotides. Its product is annotated as galanin receptor type 2-like. Gene Ontology annotation, cellular component: membrane. Lineage: Eukaryota; Metazoa; Chordata; Actinopteri; Siluriformes; Ictaluridae. The transcript has a single exon. The record is from RefSeq and is a predicted model, not a curated record. The coding region runs from base 21 to 1001 and encodes 326 amino acids. Gene Ontology annotation, molecular function: G protein-coupled receptor activity. Gene Ontology annotation, biological process: immune response; G protein-coupled receptor signaling pathway.